Molecule: messenger RNA, 7331 nt
Organism: Micromonas commoda
Lineage: Eukaryota; Viridiplantae; Chlorophyta; Mamiellophyceae; Mamiellales; Mamiellaceae
Gene: FAP42
Product: flagellar associated protein
Exons: 2
Coding region: 1-7287 (2428 amino acids)
Biological process (GO): proteolysis; nucleobase-containing compound metabolic process
Cellular component (GO): cytosol
Molecular function (GO): calcium-dependent cysteine-type endopeptidase activity; GMP kinase activity; ATP binding
Source: RefSeq, a predicted model, not a curated record
AUGGCGGAGGAAGAGGAGAACCCGUAUCCGGUCGCCCCGGGGGCCUCCUACAUAGAGAGCAAGUUCCCCCCGUGGAACGUGGACCGCGUCGUGGACGAGCUCGGCUCGCUCACGCUCGACGGGAAGCCCGCAGCCCACGAGGACGGCAAAUUCUACGACGCCGAGGACGGCGAUGUGUGCCCCGAGGCGCUCGCGAUGUACGUGCAGAAGACUUGGAAGCGCCCCGAGCAGUUCAUGGACGAUCAGCCCGCGGUGCCCAUGCUCCUGCUGAAACCCCCGCCCCCGCCCCCCGAGGACGGCGAGGAACCCCCGGUUGACGAGAACGCGGACCCGGACGACCCGUCGCAGCCGAGGCAGCCGCGCGAGCUCGUCUCGGAGUCCGUCCUCUUCAGCGCCAAUCCCGCGACGGAGUGGAUGUGGAACGCGCUUCGACUGGUGAACCAACGCGCGGACGUGAUCGACGCCGGGGACUUUUUGUGGGAGAACAUCUGGCCCAAGGAUAACGACGGGAGCGAUCCGGAGAACCCGCCGAACCCCUGCGUCAGCGCCAACGGCAAGUACGCGGUGCGAAUGUGGGUGGUUGACCGGUGGCGGUGCGUGUGGGUGGACGACAGGAUGCCCGUCGACGUCUUCGGCCGAGCGGCGUUUCCGGGCGCUCGGCCCAUACAGCUGUGGCCGCUGCUGCUGUGCAAGGCGACGCUCAAGGUGAUGAAGCACUACGGCGUGUUGAACCGCGUGGGGUCGCACAGGGUACCGAUGGUGACCUGGCUCACCGGCUGGCCCAAGGAGAAUUUCGGCGUGAACAACGCCGAGGGCGCGCUUCACGACAGGCUGCUGAACGCGCUCACCGACGCGGUUCCACCCGUGAGGGACAAGCACAAGGCCAAGAACGCGUUGCCCACCGUGUACCUCCGCGAACGGUGGCUGCCGGAUCACCCGCCGCCGCGGAUCAUCGCCCUCUGCGGACCGGCGGGCGUCGGUAAGCAGGCGCUCGUCGAUCGACUCUGCGAAGAGUAUCCGGAACGUUUCGGAUACGGUCUGGCGACCACGACGCGGCCGCCGCACGCGCACGAGGUGGACGGCACGCACUUCCACUUCGUCCCGUUACGCGCGCCCGAGGUGGAGGAUCUCGCAGAGGGCUCGCGAGGGGAGAAGAUUUACUGGGAAACCGAUUUGGAGGAGGAGGGAAAGUUGCUGGAAAGCGGCGUCAACGUCGAGACCACGCUCCCGCUCGUGCCCCUCACCGGCGAUAAGGCCAGCGAGGUGCACAGGCGAGACGCCAACGGCGCGGACGGCGCAAAGGUGAAGCGGUACAGGUACGGUACCUCGAUUAAAGCCGUGUCCAAAGUCGCCGCCGGCGGCAAGCUCCUGUUUCUCACCAUCGACGUCGACGGGUGCGAGCAGCUGAGGGAUAACCCCGCGGUGGACGCGUACAUCGUCCACAUCGACACCUCCACGCCGGAGCUUCUCCGCGAGCGCAUCAAGCAACGGCUCAAGGUGGACGAAUCGAUCGUUCAGCGGAUGCUCACCGAGUACGCGGACCAGCUGGUGUUAGCCUCGCCCGGAUUGUCAGACGACGCGGGCGAGGCUGAACCCGAGGAGGGUGCCGACGAGGGUGCCGAGCCGAAGGAGAAGCCGCCCAUCACCAAGCGCAUCGUCCAUCCGCCUCAGUGCGCGGAGUCCUUCUACAAGCUGUUGCUCAUCGACGACCCAAACGACUUGUACUACGAGUUCAAGGUUUGCUGCGCCACACUGUCGCCGAUUGUGCGCAACCGGCUGUACGGCCUGCCCCCGCACAUCCUCGACUACUCCGACGUCAUCCCGGCGAACAAGACGGAGAAAGUGAUCGUCAAGCCGGUCAUCCUCGUGGGCCCGAACUUUCUGGAGAAAGCCGAGCUUCAGAGGCUGAUCUUCGAGGAGUUCCCCGAGGUGUUCCACCGCCCGCAGAUUGUCACCACCAGGCCGCUGAGGCCCGACUACCCGGCGGAGGACGACCCGGCGGAGUUCGAGGACGACGGCAUGAUCCACGUCUUAAAAGACAAGUGGACCGAGAUGGAGGGGGCUGGGGAGUUCGCCACCACGUGGAAGGACCUCUACAAGCACGAGACGUGCACUUACAAGUACGCCAUUACGAAGGCUUCGCUGGACGAGGCGAAGGAGAAGGGGCUGCUGUGCGUGUGCGACGUGCCGACCGCGGCGAUGGCGGACCAGAUCAAGGAAAAGUACGGCGACGAGACGAUGGCGAUCUACGUCGGGCCGGCGACGCUUGAGGAGUACGAGCGCCGGCUUCGCGAGUACUUCACCGAGACUGACCGAGACUUGGAGGAGCGGUUGAUCGCCGCGGAGGCUGAGAAGAAGCGCGGGCUCGAUUCCGGGCUGUGGCAGAGCACGAUCUGCCUCGACGAUCCGGAUGUCGCGUACGAGCGGCUCAAGGACAUCGUCAUCCAGGAGAGACCCGACGUUCUUCCCCCGCGAGAUCCCAACGAGGGCAAACCAAUCGUCCCCGUCGUCCUCUGCGGCCCCUCGGGCGUCGGUCGAAAGACAAUCUACCGCGCGCUCGACGAGGAGUUCCCCGACAGGUUCGCGUACGUCUGCAGCAAGACCACGCGCGCCGCCAAGGAGGGCGAACAGGCUGGCGUGCACUACGAGUACGUCGACAGGGCGUCGUUCGAGUCGGAAAUCGCCGACGGCAAAUUCGUGGAAUACGCCGAGAUCGACGGCGAGCUCUUUGGGACGCCCGUCGAGGCGGUUCAGGCGGCGCACGACGCGAACAAGGUGCCCGUCAUCGUCGUGGACGUCCAGGGCGUGACGCGACUGCGCGAGGUGUACCCGCAGGGGGCGUUUUGCCUCGUCACGCCCUCGAGCGUCGACGGGCUGGAGUCGAGGAUUCGCAAGAUCAAGGAGACGCCGCCGCCGCCGCCGGAGGGGGAAGACGCCGCCGUCGCCGAGGGCGACGCCGAGGGCGGCGACGAGGACGAGGUCAAGCUCCCGGACGAGCCACCCGAGCUCACCGACGAGCAGAAGGAGGAGAUCGCCGAGCGUCUGGACAAAAUCUCGCGGCAGAUGACGGGAUGCGACGUCGACGGGCUCUUCACCGACGUCAUCGUCUCACUCGACGACGCCCCGGAACUCGCGUACGGCGACCUCAAGACGGCGAUCGCGCGGGUCCAUCCCAAGCUUCUCGUGCCGCCGCCCAAGCCCCUGGUCAUCUCCGGCCCGCUGGGGUCGAGGAAGGAGGAGGUGUUCGAGGCUUUGCUCAAAGAAUUUCCCGACUCGUUUGGCUUCCCGCUCGCGACCACCACCCGCGAGCCCGAACCCGGGGAGAUCGACGGCGUGCACUACAGGUUCGUCGACGAGGCAACCUUCGACGCCGAGGCCGAGGAGGGCAAGUUCCUGGAGUGCACCGAGGUCAUCGUCGGUUACGGCGAGUGGGUCGACGAGGACGUCGGCAAUCCGCCAAUCACCGUCAGGUACGGAACGCCCUUCGCCGAGGUUAAGAGACUGAGCGUCGAGGGGAAGAUGCCCGUGCUCGAGACGGACGCCGCGGGGGCGGCCGCCAUGCGCGCCGCCGGGCUCGACGCCCUCUUCGUCUUCUUCGCGCACCCGACGCACGACGCGCGGGAGCACGAGCGCAACCUCGCAGACGUCGGAGAGGAACCGGAUGCUUUUCCGGAGAGAGUCGCCGAAGCGGAAGCCGAACUCGCCGCGGCGAACGAGAUUGUCCAAUGCUCCAAGGACGGAACGACCGGCACGGUCCCAACGCGAGUGUACGAUUACGUCCUGGCGUACGAACCCCACCGCGCGAGGUACGCGCGGUUCAAGGAGGCGAUCGCGCUGGCCGCCCCCGCGGCUGUCCCGAUGCGAACGGUUUGGGGCUACGGUCGCUCGCGAUGGGAUCCCGCCGCUCGCGUCUACGGGAACAUGCCCACGCGCGUCGCCGUCGUCGGCGCCGCCGCGUCGGGCAAGAGCACCGUCGCUCAGAGGCUCGCGAAGGCGCUGGACGUGCCCUACGUCUACCCGGGCGCCUUGCUCAGGGACGCCGCGUACGACAAUCCCACGGAGUUGGGCAUCGAGGCGAAGCGGUACCUCGACUCGACCAAGACGGUGCCCGACGAUUUCAUGAUGACGCUGGUGAAGGACCGUUUAGGUCGGGACGACUGCGUGGUGCGCGGGUGGAUUCUCGACGGUUUCCCCCACAACCACUACCAAGCCAAGGCGCUGCUCGACGCGGGGCACGAACCGGAUAAGGUUUGCGUCGUCGAGAUUGAUCACGAGACGGUUUUCGCCCGGACCAGAGGCCGGCUCAUCGAUCCCCUCACGGGCAGGGUGUUCCACAAGGAGUUCGCGCCGUGCGACGAGCUGGAGGAGGGCAAGGAGGUUGCGCAGCGACUGACGAUCAGGCACGACGACGCCAACGAGGAUAACGUCAAGAACAGGCUCGCCAAGUACGACUUUAGCGACGCGCCCGUCAGGUCGCUCUUCCCGCAAACGGCGCACUUCUUUGACGGCGCCGAGGCCAUCGACGACGUGUACCAAAAGGUGGAGGACUUCGUCACCCUCGAGGACCGCGAACACGAGACGCGGCACGUCACGGACCCGCGCACGCUGCCGCUGCUGGAGUACGAGGUGCUCGAGGCGUGCGUGUACCAGAGGCGGUGCUGCGUGUCGGUGAGGGAACCGGAGAUGGUGAACCCCGAUUCGAGGAGACCCGCGGUGUGGGUCGACGUGGAGGACUUUGCGCGGACGGCGGAGGAUUUCACCGUCGCGUUCAGGACGAACGUGUUCGCGCACGCCAACAGGGACGCGAGGCUGGACAGGUUCGACCUCGGUCCCGGCGCGAAGAUGAUCCACGUGGACUCCCCGGAGCCGACGAGGCUGGCGGUCACGCUGACGGUGGCUCCGCCGGAGCCGCCCCCGCCGGUGCCCUUGCCCGCGCCGCUGGUGCUCUGUGGGCCGGGUGCGGACGAGCUCGCGGCGACGCUGGCGGCGAGGUACCCGGCGAUAUACAGGGUGGCGUCGAUCCGGGCCCAGAGGAGCGCGGAGGAGCCCGAGCCGGCGGCGGAUGGAACGGACGGCGGCGAAAAUCCACAAAACUCCGAGGCGGCGGAAGGGGAAGGGGAAGGGGAAGACGCAGCCGCGGAGUCGCCGCCGCGGGAGCCCGACGCGCCGGAGAAGUACCCCGGCGCCGACUCUGCGGCGGCUAUCCAGGCGGAGGGCCUGUGCCCGGUCGUGUGCCUCGACCCGGCGGGUGUGCAGGCGUUUAAGGACGCGCACGCUCCGCCGCCGCCGGAGCUCGACGAGGACGGAAAUCCCGUCGAGCCCGAGCCCCCCGCCGACGGCGAGGAGGAGGAGGAGAAACCGGAGGUUCCCGUGCCCACGCUCGUGUGCGUGGGGUUGCCCCCGAUGGAACCCAAGCGCCCGAGGCCGCCGCCCAAGGAGGAGAGCGAGGCGGAGGGCGAGGAGGGCGAGAAGGAGGAGACUCCCCUCGAGGAUCCCAAGCCCAAGGCGCUCACCUUCGACCACGUCAUCUACCCCAACGUGAGGUCCUUGGACACCCCCGAGACGACGUUCGAGAUGCUCAAGGGCGUGUCCGCGGUCAAGGUUCGACUGCCGUUACCCCCCAAGGACAAGGUGGACACGUCGACGUGCGAAGCCGUGCUACACGACUACGACUGGUACAAGACGGGCGCGCCGCAGCGAACCGUCCUCACGCUCGCCACGAACACCUCGCAGAGCGCGACGGUUCGUCUUCCGCGCGGCAGACACGUCCUGCAGCUCUCCGUCGACCCGGGCCACUACUUCGCCGCGGACGUUCGGUCGCAGCGCGCGUUCGACCUCGACGACCCGGCGAAGAUGCUCGAGGAGAAACAACUCGCGGCGCCGUCCCUCGCCGAGGGUACCUAUCCCGAGAUGGCCGCGGGCGACUGGCACGUCUGGUUCCGGAGGGUGUUCAGGGUGGAGAAGCCCACGACGGUGGCCGCGGCGUUGGAGGUUCCGGACCCCGCCAUGUCCCCGUUCGCGCGCUUCGCGGUGGUGAACAACGACGGCGCCGGUACCACCACGCAUUUCGUCGCGGGCGCGGCGCCCCCGAAAACGUUCCAACCCAACGAGCACGGGUACACCGUCAUGGCCUAUUCCAAGGCGCUCACGCCGGUGCCGAGCGGCCCGUGGCGUCUCAGCGCGCUGUGCGACGUCCCGCUCGCGUCCUUCGACGACCAACCCAUCGGCGACCCGACGAGGUUCGACGGCGAGUACCGUCCCAACUACUCGCACCUCGUCUGUCGAGUUCGGGUGGCGAUCAAAGCCAGGGUCGUGCUCGCGUUGCACUUCGAAUCGGACCUGCCCGCCGGGUUCAGGGUGACGCUCACGGACCCGGAGGACGGGUGGGAGGACAAGCAGGCGGAGUACCUGCGCGGCGGUCACAAGGGUCACCUGAGGGGCGUCGAGCUUCACGCCUGGAACGCGUACACGAUGCUCACCGUCCCCGCCAUGGCUUUCGAACCCACGGAGAACGGCAAGUACCUCGUCCUGGAGGUCAAGCUCGACAACCCGAGGUGCGCGUUCGACGUGCAACCCAACGGCGACAUACCGAGCGACAUGCGGUGGAAGCUCACGUCCUACGCCUCGGAUCCAAAGGCGGCGGAGUGGACGGUGGACACCGCUCGCGAGAACUACUUUGACCAGACGCUUUCUCAGUGGAACGCCGCCGACGGCGCUCGCAAGUCCAAAGCGGAGGAGGCGUACGCCAAGCGCGUCGCGGAGCUGCGCGCCCGCGAGUACGCUCAGGGAGCAGAGAACGCCCCGCCGCGCACGCCGGCGUACCGGGAGCUCUCCGGCGACAUCGCGACGCACGCGGGCGCCAAACCCCUCGAACCGGCCGAGCCGAAAAACGACGAAGCUCCAAACGAAGCCGGAGACGACGCCGAGCCGCCCGGUCCCCCGGUGAUCGAGCUGGACCCCGCGUCGCAUCGCCGGGUGCUUCGCGGCACCACGGGCGGCGAGCGAAAGGUGAUCUCCAUGGCUACGUACGAAGCGAGGGAGGCGCACUUACGGGAGCAGAUCGAGGCGAGCAAGGCGAGGCUGGCGGCGUACGUAGAGGCGAGAGCCGCGGGCGCGGGCGCGAGGCCCGAGCGGGCGAGCGCGAAACGGGCGGAGUUCAGGUCGUGGAGGGAGGGAACGUCGGCGAGGGUGAACGAGACGGCGCGGAGUAAGAGGGCGGCGUACCUGCAGUCUUUGAAGCGAGACGAGUCGGGGGUGGAGGAGGGCGGCGACGGGGGCGCCGAGUGACCCCCGUCUGUUGAACCUUUUAUUCGAAUUUCCACCAAUCACGA